This is a messenger RNA of Etheostoma cragini (Arkansas darter), 1765 nucleotides long. It is a transcript of the gene hapln1a, whose product is annotated as hyaluronan and proteoglycan link protein 1a. The transcript has 4 exons. The coding region runs from base 237 to 1262 and encodes 341 amino acids. Gene Ontology annotation, molecular function: hyaluronic acid binding. Gene Ontology annotation, biological process: cell adhesion. Lineage: Eukaryota; Metazoa; Chordata; Actinopteri; Perciformes; Percidae. The record is from RefSeq and is a predicted model, not a curated record.
GGACCUCUGAGGAGCCCAAACUUUCCGGUAGCACCACAGGCAGCUGCUGUACAAAGACAGAAAGAAAGAGGGACAGCUAGAUAAAUAACAAUUAAAACAAAAGAAAAAUAGUUGAAGCUAACAUUUGGCUCUUUUGAAAUAUUUAAAACUAAGAUAACUUAGUGCUGUUUUUUUCUUUUCAGUUUUAUAUUUAUAUCUUUAUUGGAGAGGGCACUUUGUGUGGAAAAAAAGAGAAAAUGACAAGUCUGCUGUGCAUUAUAAUGAUCUCCCUGACCCUGGCUGGCAGUGCCUACAGUAUGCCGAGCUCACCCUCACAACCAACAGCUAAGGCUUUUGCUGACCUGGGUGCCAACGUCACCCUACCCUGUCGGCUCCUGUCCAAAGACCCCAUGAUCUUUAGUACCAUUAGUUUUCGAGUCAAAUGGACCAAGGUGGCAGAUGAUGAAGCACUGAAUGAGGAUGUGCUGCUUUCAAUGGGUUUCCACAAGAAAUCCUACGGAAGCUUCGACAGCCGUGUCUUUCUGCAGGAGCAUGAUAGUGAAGACGCCUCCCUAAUAAUAACCAACGUUUCCAUGGAUGACAUGGGAAAAUACCGCUGUGAGAUAAUUGACGGGGUGCAAGACAGCGUGCAAGAUGUUACUUUGGAAGUGCAAGGCGGUCUUAUUGAUGGUGUUGUGUUCCCAUACUCUCCCCCUGUGGGCCGAUACAACCUGAACUUCCCCAAAGCUGUGCAGGCCUGUCUGGAACAGAAUGCUUCUGUCGCCACCCUUGACCAGAUGUUUGCGGCCUGGAAGGGCGGCCUGGACUGGUGCAAUGCUGGCUGGCUGAAUGAUGGCACAGUGCAGUAUCCCAUCACCAAACCCAGACACAACUGCGGAGGCACCAAAAACGGGCCUGGCAUCAGAAGCUAUGGUUACCCUGACAAACAAAUAAGUCGCUUUGACGUGUUCUGCUAUGCUUCUGAACUCAAAGGACGUUUCUAUUGGCUGGUCCAGCCCGACAGGCUGACCUUUGACGAGGCUGUGCAGGCAUGCUUAGACGAUGGUGCAGAGAUUGCCAAGGUGGGCCACAUUUACUCCGCCUGGAAGCUCGAGGGUUACGAUCGCUGCGAUGCUGGCUGGUUGGCUGAUGGAAGUGUGCGCUACCCUAUCGCCAGACCCCGCAAGAACUGCAGCCCCACAGAAGCUGCAGUGCGCUUUGUUGGAUUCCCAGACAAGAAGCAAAAGUCUUACGGUGUCUAUUGCUACAAGGCAGAUCAGUGAGGUAGUAGGUAGCAGUAGGGAAGCCAUAAUCACCAAAGAGCAGCAACAACCACAACCAAUAAAAUCCACAUUAAAGCCGACAAGCUUUGGAUCUUAACUAGCAUGAGCUCAAUACUUUCUUUGAAACUGUGAUAACCCUCCUUAACUUUUAAAAACAAAUACUGUACAUCUUCCUUCCAUAUGCAAUAAAUGACAACAUAUGUGUAGCCGUUAAGUUUUGUUUUUCUCUAACUGUGCAUUCAUUACGUUUACAGAGACUGUUGGGAAAAAGGCAACAGUGUUAAUGUAUGAGUGAAAUGACAGAGACAAGAGCUUGAUGAUUGUAAAACAUGAUUUAAGUUUGGUUUGUCCUCCACAGAAUGAUUAAAUGUGUAAAGUUUAAGAUUUAGAGCAUUUAUGCUCACGUGCAGAUGAUGUUUGCUGCUUUAAAAUGUAUCUAAAGAACAAAACAAAGCAACAUGAUAGUCAUUUAUCGAGUACCACAUCAAUAAAAUACCUUAGAU